Malus domestica (apple) is the source of this 926-nucleotide messenger RNA. The record is from RefSeq and is a predicted model, not a curated record. Lineage: Eukaryota; Viridiplantae; Streptophyta; Magnoliopsida; Rosales; Rosaceae.
UGUCCAAAUACAAGCAUUCUAGGGCUUGUAAAGAGUAUUCAUCUGUCCAGUAACCGAUUAACAGGAGAGAUUCCUUGUGAAAUCACUGAUCUUGUGGGGUUGGUUUCUUUAAACCUAUCAAGAAACAACUUAACAGGUCAAAUAACUCCAAAUAUCGGGAAGUUGCAGUCUUUAGAUUUGCUUGAUUUGUCAAACAACCAAAUACAUGGUACAAUUCCAACAAGUCUCUUUGGAAUAUCUGGCCUUGGUAUGUUGGACUUGUCCAACAACAACCUGUCUGGAAAAAUUCCCAUAGGAUCUCAGCUUCAAAUUUAUGAGCCCUCUGUUUUUGCCGGAAAUCCUCUCCUUUGUGGAAUUCCACUUCAGACAUGCUCUUCUGAGGAAACAACUCCAGAGGAGCAGCCGGUGGUUGGGAAUCAGGAUGAAGAUAAUGAUGGGUUUAUAACUCCGGGAUUUUACGUGAGUUUGGGGCUUGGAUUUGUUGUUGGAUUCUGGGGAGUUUGUGGGAGUUCGAUAUUCAAUAGGUUAUGGAGAUACACAUACUUCAAGCUCUUGAAUGGUUUAAAUGAUUGGCUUUAUGUCGGGGUGACAUUGUUCGGGCAACAAAGAAUGCUCGAUGAAUAAACUGUAAGUUUUCUGUGACAUAAUGAAUAAUAUUGCAAUUAACAUACAUGUCUUCUUCUCUUUUAAACUCCCGGCUAACAGCUAACGCCUGUGGUUUACCUGAAUUUUUGUAGCUCGUUCAUCGUCUUGUUUGCUACUUCAUGCUAACCCUUUCGGCUUUCGGUUUGAGGAGGAGCCUGAAGGAGAAGAAGAAUGCAAUAACUUUUAGGGUAAAAGACUGUUUACUACCCUCAUGUUUCGUGGUUUUCAACAUUUAGUACAUCAUGUUUUUUUCGUCUCAGAGUCAUACCUAAAGUGUAAAU